AUGAAGCUUGAAGUGCAAGUAAGCUCUAAGGAGAAUAUCAAACCAUCUUCUCCAACCCCCGGCCAUCUUCGCUAUCACCCCUUGUCUUUUCUUGAUCAAAUCAAUAGCCCAUCCUACUUCUGUUUUGUGCACUUCUAUGAACUGAAUGGAGGAGACUCACAAGUGACACAACCUGAAACUAGCGAGAUAUCCGGCCAUCUCAAGAAGUCGUUAGCCGAGGUCUUAACCCUUUUCUACCCACUCGCUGGACGACUCAAAGACAACCUUUAUGUUCACUGCAAUGAUGAGGGCAUAGAGUACCUUGAAGCUCGAGUCAACAAGACCACGCUUUCCGACCUUCUCGACGAUCCCAUCCCUGGUGAACUCACCAAACUCGUCCCAUUUGAAGGAGAUGUUAAUGAAUUCUCCCUCGGUGUGCAGCUUAACAUUUUUGAAUGCGGUGGAGUCGCUAUUGGGAUUUCCUUUUCCCACAAGCUUACAGAUGGGUUAUCUAUGCUCAUGUUCAUCAAAGCUUGGGCUGCCACUUCCCGACGUGCCCUCGGAGAUCAUCAAGCUGAAAUCGAGCCUCCACAGUUUGUUUCAGCAACAUUCUUCCCGCCAAAGAUAUUCACACAACACGAUGCAAGCUUUGGUAUGAGAAAGAAUAAAGUGACAACAAAAAGGUUUGUGUUUGAUGCCGCCAACAUUGAGGACCUCAGAGCAAAAUAUGUCGACCUAGACAAACCGUUGAUCAAGCGCCCCUCGCGUGUCGAGUCCUUAUCAGCUUUUCUAUGGAGCCGAAUAGUGGCUGCUUCGAAAGAUGAUGAUCAUGUUGACGACAAGUUGUAUAGAGUGAUGAAUGUUGUCAAUCUUCGUCCACUGUUCAAUCCACCGUUGCCGCAAUCUGUGUUUGGAAACCUCGUCGGGAUUUCCAUAACAUCUCCAACAUCCUCGGGGGCAGAAUAUUCUAGUGGUUUCAUCAAGCACUCACGAGAGCAAAUAAGCAACAUUACCGACGACUACGUGAAAAAACUUCAUCAGUGUGAUGAGCAUUUGGGUUUUCUGGAGAGAUAUGCUGAUGUUUAUAAGAGAGGAGAGAGUACCGUGACGUCCAUGUUCAGUAGUAUAUGCAAGUUUCCUCUGUAUGACAGUGACUUUGGUUGGGGAAGACCAACGUAUGUGGGCGUUCCGGCGUUCAGCUUCGCGAACACGAUCGUUUUCGUCGACCCCAAAGAGGGUGGUGGAAUAGAGGUCCACGUUUGCUUGAGGGAAGAGGUCAUGGUUAAAUUUGAAAGGGACCCCAAGUUGCUCUCACGGCUGAGUUUGAGUUCGGUUGGUUCGGGUUCAAUCAAAAAACCUAUUCAGACUAGAUCGGUAAAGUCUGGAUCGGGGGGAUUUAAGGGUUUGCUCUCACGAUUUUGA
Molecule: messenger RNA, 1401 nt
Organism: Rosa chinensis
Lineage: Eukaryota; Viridiplantae; Streptophyta; Magnoliopsida; Rosales; Rosaceae
Product: stemmadenine O-acetyltransferase
Exons: 1
Coding region: 1-1401 (466 amino acids)
Source: RefSeq, a predicted model, not a curated record